CUUAUUUCUGUCGCAAUCUUCAAGAUCACAACAUUGAAACGACAGUGUAACGGCCAAAAUGAAAGCCAUUUGGCUCCUGUGUUGCUUAGCAGCGUUGGCAACUGCCUCCGCUUUCUCCAUUUCUCCGAGGCAAAAUCUGGAGACACUAUGUGUAGGGAAAGCAAACUUCCUACGCAUCGCCGUAAUGGGCAGCUGUUCCAGGUAUUAUCAAUGCUAUGCAGGCAGAACAUACACAAUGGGAUGCCCGCCUAGUUCGUGGUUUAAUGAAGCAAGACAGAUUUGUGACAGAGCAAAUAUACCGCCUUCUUGUCCGAGUUCUGAUCCGGACCUGGAGCCGGAGCCUCAACCUCAACCCGAACCCGAGCCUGAACCUGAAAUAGAACCCGAGCCAGAAGUAGAGCCAGAGCCUGAGCCGGUCGAUCCGGAUGAAGAGUCUGUCGAAGAUAAUUCGAAUGAGAACGACAACGAGGAUGAAGAUAACAUUAACUCUGAAGAAGUUAACGAUGACGAUGAUGGCGAAAAUGAUGGUUCAGGUGAUGAAGAAAACGGUGAAGGCAAUGAUGACGGCGAAGUUGACGAUGAACAAAGUGAUAACGAUGAUGUUGAUGGUGACGACACUGGCGAUGAACAAAAUGACGAUGAUGAUGGGGAGGAUAUUGCCGAUGAACAAAGUGAUAAUGAUCAAGAAGCUGUCGUUAAAUAUAUAAAAUCACCAAAACUAACACAAGAAUCUGAAGAUGAAAAAGAUGUCAAAGAACUAAAAUCUAGACAAGAGGAGGUGGAAGAUGACGAUAAUAAUGAUGAACCUAGUGAUGUGGAAGCAGAAGAGGAAGAAAGUGAUAAAAAAAUGAGACAAGAAGAAUCCAAUGACGAUGUAAUCGAUGGUGAAGAAAUAGAAUCAGGAGACGUGGAGGAUAUUGAAGAUAAGAAAACAAAACAGGAAGAAUCCGUAGAUGACGCAGGAGAUGAAGAAAUAGAAUCAGGAGACGUGGAGUAUAUUGAAAAUAAGAAAACAAGACAAGAAGAAUCCGAAGAUGAUGCUGUAGAUGAAGAAACAGAAUCAGGAGAGGUGGAGGAUAUUGAAAAUAAGAAAACAAGACAAGAAGAACCCGAAGAUGAAGCAGGAGAUGAAGAAAUAGAAACAGAAGACGCGGAAGAUAUUGAAGGCAAGAAAACAAGACAAGGAGAAACUGAAGACAAUGCAGAAGAUGAAGAUACAGAAUCAGGAGACGCGGAGGAUAUUGAAGAUAAGAGAAUAAGACAAGAAGAGCCUGAAGAUGAUGUAGAAGAUGAAGAUACAGAAGCAGGAGACGCGGAGGAUAUUGAAGAUAAGAGAAUAAAACAAGAAGAGCCUGAAGAUGAUGCAGAAGAUGAAGAUACAGAAGUAGGAGACGCGGAGGAUAUUGAAGAUAAGAGAAUAAGACAAGUAGAGCCUGAAGAUGAUGUAGAUGAAGAUACAGAAGCAGGAUACGUGGAGGAUAUUGAAGAUAAGAGAAUAAGACAAGAAGAGCCUGAAGAUGAUGCAGAAGAUGAAGAUACAGAAGCAGGAGACGCGGAGGAUAUUGAAAAUAAGAAAAUUAAACAAGAAGACACUGAAGAUGACGUAGAAGAUGAAGAUACAGAAGCAGGAGACGCGGAGGAUAUUGAAGAAAAGAAAAUUAAACAAGAAGAAUCUGAAGAUGAUGCAGAAGAUGAAGAUACAGAAGCAGCAGACGCCGAAGAUAUUGCAGAUAAGAAACCAAGACAAGAACAAUCUGAAGACGAUGAAAAUAAUGCAGAGGGUGAUGAAGAAGUUAAUGAGGGAAAUGAUGAUGAAGAAGAGGGAGAUAGAAAUGAAGAGAAUGCUAAACGUAAAGAAACAAGACAAAACGAAUCUGAAAGUAACGAAGACGAUGUAGAAGAGGCUGAAAAUGAUGAUGAAAGUGAAAAUAAUGUAAGAAAGUCGGUGAAACAGGAAGAAACCGAGGAUAACGAAUUGGAUGAGGAAGAACAAAAUGAAGAAUCUACUAUUUCACGAUUCUUUAAGAAACUUUUCAGAUUUUCCGCUUGAGAUAUUCGCAUUCGUAAGCAUUUCGUAAUAGAAUAUGCCAUUGUAAUGCAGUAGUCUACGCCUAGUUUAAGUACAAACCUUAUUUUAAGUAUUAUUAUUAUUAUAAACACUUUGUGCAAUUUUGUAAAUAUUGUGUGCGAGA
Achroia grisella is the source of this 2192-nucleotide messenger RNA. RefSeq lists its product as uncharacterized. NCBI's taxonomy places the organism in Eukaryota, Metazoa, Arthropoda, Insecta, Lepidoptera, Pyralidae. The transcript is spliced from 3 exons. Gene Ontology annotation, cellular component: extracellular region. The record is from RefSeq and is a predicted model, not a curated record. The coding region runs from base 59 to 2050 and encodes 663 amino acids. Gene Ontology annotation, molecular function: chitin binding.